This is a messenger RNA of Mya arenaria, 1798 nucleotides long. RefSeq names its product carbohydrate sulfotransferase 10-like. Gene Ontology annotation, biological process: carbohydrate biosynthetic process. Gene Ontology annotation, molecular function: sulfotransferase activity. NCBI's taxonomy places the organism in Eukaryota, Metazoa, Mollusca, Bivalvia, Myida, Myidae. The record is from RefSeq and is a predicted model, not a curated record. The coding region runs from base 101 to 1414 and encodes 437 amino acids. Gene Ontology annotation, cellular component: membrane. The transcript has 3 exons.
UCCGUAUCGGUGCUCUACGUAUCGAGGAAUUUAAUCGCCAAAUGCAGUGGACGGAUUUUCAUUGCAAGUAAAAAAGUGUUUCUGCCUUUCAGCAAUAUAAAUGAUUUUAAGACGAGUGCAUUUGUCGGUGCGUCGGCGGAGGAACAUAUGGGCCCUGACGAUGAUUGUCGGGACAGGGAUGGUUAUUUACCUUACCCUUAACCACUUCCCUUGUUCAGAGUUGAUGCCCACGUCAGAAGAAAAGAUUUAUCAAGUAACAACACCAGAUGCAAAGAAAAGUAGUAUCCUGAAGGAUAUAAAGGAUCUGCCAGUGGAGGAUGGGUUUUCAAGAGCUGAGUAUCUACGCCACGCGUGUGAGAACAGCAUACAUAGAUCGGGGAACAAAAAGGUCCGAGUAAGUUUCGACCCGCAUGUUAACGCCGUGUACUGUCCGCUGUGUAAGAUCGCUUCCACCUUCUUGACAAGAAUGUUCCGAAUGAUGGCACUUAACUACAGGAAAAUACCAAACGGGACAGUGAACACCCCAUUUGAUGUGCCUAUCUCAGAUGCGCAUCCUUCAACGGAUAAUUUGGACCUUAACAAGUGGACGGUCGGCAGCAAAGAUGCAAGUAACAGUUUUCGGUUUAUGUUUGUAAGGAGCCCAUUUGAUAUGUUGUUUUCCGCUUACGUUGAUAAAUUUGUUGGACCUAAUCCAUAUUUCAAUCGGUUGUCUAGUGCAGAAAAUAACCAAUGUGGAUAUGCGAAUUAUUCAUUUCGACAACUGCUGGAAUAUGUGAUUGUCACGGAUAAGAAGAAAAAAUCUCUCGACUGCCAUGUUGCCAAGUGGGAUGCGUGUUUACCAUGUGAAGUAAACUACACAUAUAUAGGCAAAAUGGAAACGUUCAAAGACGAUAUCACAAGUAUAUUGUCAGCUCUUGGACAGUUUAGGAGUCUUGAUGCAAUGGAAGCAAAGUCAGCUAAACUUCAUGCUUAUGACGCUAUACAGGAUUCGGUCUCUGGACCUUUUGAAUGGAGGAAGGACAUUGAAAAGUGCAUGUCAUGGCCAGAUGCUUUGCGUAGAAUAUGGCGGAAGUUGCAGAUUCGAGGAGUGAUAGGGACCAAGGGUUUUUCGAUCUUCGGGUUUGAGGCAGAGUCUAUCAGUAGGACUGAUUAUAUUAAUGUUCUUAAGAAAGUUAGUGAGGAAAGUACAGCGAACGAAAGACGUAUGAUGAAGCAGUUAUCCUACAUAGAAGCGUACAGGAAUAUUCCUGACGAAAUAUUAGACAGUAUUAAACAUGUGUAUAGAAAUGAAUUUAAUCUAUUCAAUUUUAGCAACGAUUCAAAGGUAUUUCGCCAGUUGGAUCAAUACAGUGCAUUAGGUUUUUUUAAUUUCUCAAACAUCGAUAGUGAUAUUUUAAUGCAUAAUUUGCAUUAAGUUAACUUUCUUUCACACAAAAACAAAGGAAUAUUGUAUGGCACUUUGAUUGGCAAUUAUCAUAUAAACCAAUGUUAAGGUAUAUCGAAAAUAUUUGAAAGGGUCCGCUUGAUUGGCCUCAAACAGUUCUACAACAUUAUAUGGGUUAAAAACACUAUAUGUAUCAUGCAUUCAUCAAUGAAACGGAAUAUGUCGAUAAUGCUAGAAAGCAUAUAGGCUUUGGUAAUUUAUGUAACAUUAUGCAAUUUUUAUACUAAGGACGUUGAAUUGAUUAAGUGUUCUAUCAUACUUUCCGUCGCACAUCAUGGUAUGCAUAACAUAUAUUAUAUCAUAUAUUGCGUCACCAACAUGAACUGUUUUCAUUUCAAUAAAAUAAUAGUUUUA